Cylindrotheca closterium is the source of this 1458-nucleotide messenger RNA. NCBI's taxonomy places the organism in Eukaryota, Bacillariophyta, Bacillariophyceae, Bacillariales, Bacillariaceae. The record is from the annotation of a GenBank genome assembly.
AUGGAAAAAGGAACUGAAGGAAAUCAACGACCGAGGUUACCAGGUUUGCAUACGUACAGUAUCGAUGGUAGCCCAUACCAGCAACAGCAGCAGCAGCAGCAGCAGCAGCAUCAACGGUUUGCCACUAGCCAUUCGUUGAGCCAGCAACAAGCUUCAAAUCAGCAUCACCAAGAGCUCCAACAACUCCAACGGUUGCAACAGUUGCAACUGUUGCAGUCUUUGUUGCAGCAACAGCAAUCACAGCCGGUUCAGAAUCAUCUUCAUUUCAAACGACCACCACUGCAGCCGCACAUCAGGCAUUCGAGGCGCCCAUUGAACCUUAGUGCCAUGUCCUCCUUGACAUCCUUAUCUGCUUCCACCAAUACCAAUAAUAAUCGUCGUGAGGUCCCGUAUGGUUUGAAUUCAGAUCUCCGAACACAACUCUUAUUAUCUCUAGCCAAAUCAAAUGGCUCUCAGAACCCUGACCUUCUUCGAGCCCUGGAAAAGCGAAGCAUGCUUGACAAGGCAUCAGCACUGAACGAGAUUGAAAUCAUAAAAGCUCUAGGACAAGAACAACCACAACAGCAACCACAACAGCAACCACAACAGCGAUCAGGUCAAAAGAACUACAACAACCACAACAACGCUAGCUCUUCCUUCCUUCGCAUUAUUCCACAGCAAAAUGGUGGUGGUGGUGGUGGUGGUGGUGGUGGAAGCUCAUCACAGAGCGAUGAACAGAUGCAUCCUUCUAGUUUUGGAUCGAAUGAUUCUGAUUCCUCAGGACAAUACAUUCGCCUAGACUCGGUUGCCAGGACCAUGUCUCCAAUAUCGGAUGAGGCAAAUACCAGGUCUGAUGACUCUGCAGAUCGAACUCACGCGUUUUCAGUUCGGACUCAAUCAGAUCGGACCCAGUCAGUAUCAGAUGAUCGGACUCAAUCAGGAUCAGAUGAUCGGACUCGAUCGGUAUGUGUCCCCUUGCAUUUAGCUGCUGCUGCUGCUGCUGCAGGGGAAGAGGGUAGCAAUGUGAGGGAUUUGAGAAUGGUACAAGAUAGUAGAUGGGAGUCUCGUUUCGGAGCACUCCUCGAAUUCAAACGCGAACACGGUCACUCCAACGUCCCCCGAAGGUACAAAGGCAAUCCCAAGCUCGGUGUCUGGGUCUGCAGUGUGCGUCAGCAGAUGGCCCGUGGAACUCUCAACAAGGCCAAAAUGGAACGGUUGAAUCAAAUUGGAUUUCAAUGGCGACUAGCAGUUAUCAAAGGGGGCCAAAUCAAUCCUCAAAUUGUGGCCAAGAGUAGCGAUGAUCAUUGGAUGGAUAACUUUGAGCAGCUUGCAUCCAUCAAGGAGCGUAUUGGAACCUGUAUCGUUCCAGCCUCGAAUUACUCGCUUUGCAAAUGGGCCAGCAAACAACGAAGAGAAAUGAGAAAGGGUAAGCUUUCCAUGGAAAAGCAAGAAAAGUUGAAUUCCAUUGGCUUCCAAUGA